CAACGGAAUCCACCGAGCCAUCCAGUUGUCGGCUAUCCCGCCAGGUGCUUUUGGGAUCUCUGCGGCGACGUUUGACGGGCAAACAGGCGUCCCCAACUUUAGCAUUUUUAGGCAAUUACUGCUUUUAGCAAGCAGCUGUGAUUCUCCCGUGCAAUAGCCUCCCGUCUCUGCCCCGGUACUUCGAACAAGGCUGCACGUAUUUGAGAAGUCUCGCAGCAGCCGCUGGCACGCCGCGAGCACAAGCAAUCCGCACCCCGAGCCCUCCGCGCAACAAAAAGCCAUGAUCCUGAGGUUCCUCCUAUUAGCAAGCGCCGCGGGCUUCCAAUCAAAGCCGCGGCCGCGCCAUCCCACCUUGUUACAAGCCAAGACGCUGCAACGCAAGUGGCAGACCGAGCGCACGAAGCUCGCCGACGACUACGGCGCGCCCACCGACAUCGUAGACAAGGGCCUAGCGGGCUCCAUCCAAGUCCUGUUCAAGCAGGGCAACGCGACGAAGAUGACGCGCGCCGAGGUCGGCACGCCUCUGUCGGAAGUCGCGUCCCAGGCCGACCAGUUCAUAAGGUACAAGUGCAAGAAGGGCGAGUGCGGCACCUGCGAGGUCCAGGUCAACGGCAAGUGGGUGAGGACGUGCGUCGCCACCGUGCCCUACGUCGAGAACAAUCUUUUCGAGGUCACCGUGAAGCCGACGAUGAUGAAGGGCCAGGGCAAGGCGUCCAAGUUCUACUCCUUCAAGUCCUUCGUCAUGGGCUGGUACAACAACAUCCUGGGCAUGGUCGGCUUCGUGAAGACGUCGGCGACGGAGGGCAAGAAUUUUCGUGAUAGAUUAGAUGGAGAGGACGAGGUCGCGCGACUGGUUGCCGAGCGCAAGGCGAAGCGCCUCGCUGAAUCGAAGCACUAGCCGGGGUGUAAUCGGUAUCGUAUCGCUA
Pelagomonas calceolata is the source of this 926-nucleotide messenger RNA. Lineage: Eukaryota; Pelagophyceae; Pelagomonadales; Pelagomonadaceae. The record is from the annotation of a GenBank genome assembly.